Messenger RNA from Porites lobata, 36609 nucleotides. The record is from the annotation of a GenBank genome assembly. Lineage: Eukaryota; Metazoa; Cnidaria; Anthozoa; Scleractinia; Poritidae.
GCUUCUCCGGAAGAUACCCAUGGCAAUUUUGACAUAGUAUUUCCCGAGAGAUUAAACAUUAAAGGACGAGCAAAGAGAGAUUUGUUUACAAAAUCAAAGGUACAUAAUCAAGAAGAACUUACGUUUAUAUCUAGGAAUAGUCGCUUGAGCUCUCUUCUACCCUUGUCUAUCGAUUAUGAGCAGGGCUGGGCUGGUGAUUCAGAAGAUAGGAAGUGUUACAAAUCGACGAAGGCCAUUUUCUUCAGCAUCUGUGAGAAAGAAAGUAAAGACCGAAGAGGAGCAAUUAAAAAUGACAAUUUGUCGCUCAAAUCUUUGCCUGUCAAUCUGCCUGCUAAAAAAGUUCUGCGGACACCACGAAAGGAUUAAUUUUACAUUAUAGUUUGAUCCGGGGGGGGGUUACUGCCAUAUAUGGGCUAUACAGGUAUGUGCCGCUGUGAAGGGUAUGGUUUUCAAGCAGUUUACUCUAGGAUAGGGUAUAAAUCAGAGCGUUUGGGUCUAGAAUAGGGUAUCAUUUUUUUAGGAAACUGAUCAGUUGGUUGAAGAUUUUAUCUAGACUAGGGGUUGUGGUAUAAGGUUUUGUUUUGGCUAGACUGUGCUAGUGACCUCGGUAGUUUCUAGAAAACAAUGAGCUACUCUAAGAUAGGGGGGAUUUGGGGAGUUUACUGUAGUGUAGGGUAGCAAAAUUCAGCUGAACUAGCUCUGGUAUAAUGGCGCUUCAAUCAAAUUUGUUGCCGUUUUAACACCAGAAAGGACACGACGACCGGGCUUCCUUCAAACUGAAAGCCUUUGGCAAACAAGUGGCUGUGGACGUUCGUCUCAACAAGUAAGUGCUGUAGGUUUUAUAACUGGGAGAAAAUAUUUCCUAUGUUUUUGAGAGGUAGCAAAAUCUCUAGGAAAAAAAACUUCCUCACCCACCUCCCCCUCCCGGGACAAGACGAGAGGCUCUCCACUGCGAGAUUUAGGUACGGUGGAAUCUCGAUAUAACGAACCACUAUAUAACGAAGUCAUCAGUGUAACGAACGAUUUUCUUUAUAAUUUAAAGUUAAUUGGAUAAAAUUGGGCAAUAAAUCGUAAGUUCGCCUUCAAGGCUCCCCCGAAAUACUUAGCAGACACCUUGCUAAAUUUUUUGUUUUCUUUUAAUAUUCAGGCUAGUUUUGACACCACAAUUCACUUUACGUUAUUUCAAGGAAGAUGGCCAACUAGUGGAGCAAAAGGUACAUAUAAGGUAUAAGAUGUAUGAAUAUAAAGCAAAAUAUAUAUAUAUAUAUAUAUAUUACUUGGAUCAAUUUUCAAUAGACCUUUUGAAUAUCUUAUUUCUCUAAGGAAUAGACCUGCGUCCUCUUGUAAUAUGGUGCGGGACGAAGACUUCGUCUUUCGCUUCAACGAUUCACGGCCUAAAAAGCUCGCUCCUCUCGCUUAGAAACUCGUGAGGUCGACUUGUGGCAAGUCUACCAAAUGGAUAAAAAUAGACAACUAAGGGUGGAAUUGAAUUUUAGUAGGAGAAGUUGACAGAUGAAAGAAAUUAAGUUAAGUUAAGUUACCUUUUUGAAAGUUAUUAGCUAUUAGACCGCAGAGAAAUUGCUGGGAUAACAAGUGCUUAAUUGUACAUUACUUGCGGGAUGAAAUAGUCUGAAAAUCCUUUUGCUAAUCUAACUGAAAAUACUUGCAGAUACUUAAAUGAUAGCUUAACUAAUAAUUAUUUAUUUUGUAAUUGUUUUCUUUUUCUUGAUUUUUGUUUUGUAUUGUUUUUGUUUUUGUUUUUUGUUUUUUUUUUUACGUCAAAUAACAGGUAGCUCCAACCAACUGCCACUACCAAGGUUAUGUGAUAGGACAAGCGAUGGGGUCGACAGUUAUCCUUGAUACCUGUUAUGGAUUGAGGUAAUAAAAUACCUAAACAUAUGCAUUUACAUGUGGUUCAUUUCCUUCCUAACCUAAAUUUUAAAUAUUUAUAUAUAUUUUUUUGUUCCAUUUCUUUAGUGGCAUGAUCGAAGAUGAUGAAGGACAAAUGUACAUCGAACCAUACCCCACUAAGGUUUACAUUUGAAAUCACGGCAUUAAAUUGGAACACCCCAACAAAACUCUUUGCAAAAUUAAUGUGUGAUUAAUUCAUUGUAUUAUAGGGCAGGGGAGCACACAAGAUUUAUAAAACAAAUAAUUAUGAAAAGGAGAAAGGAUUUUCAUGUGGUAGGCAAAAUUAACAGAAACUGCUCUUUAAAAGCAAAUCUUCCAAACGGUAAUCUUUUAAAAUACCAGAAUAUCAGAGAAGUCUCUACAUAAACUUUUGCCUUAUAAAAAAUAUAUUUUUAACAAGGAAUGAUGAGUCCUGAAGAAAUGCCAGCAGAAGAAGCAAGUGGCACCCAGGCAUCUUCCUCCAGGGUAAGCCUAGAAACUUUUUAUGAACAAUAUACCAUAAAAUUCUGCUUAUAAGCCCCACCCCCUCUUACAGGCCCCCCUAGUUAUAGGCCCAUCUACUUGUAAACAACAAAAAAAUACAUCCAGUUAUAAGCCCCUGCCCCCUCCCCCUUCCCCACGGAUAAAUGCUAAUGAGAAGAACAAUUGAGAAUUCUUAAUUGCAAAAGAGUUGGAAUCUUGUCAGUUGCUAAUUUUACAAUGGACACCAGAGUCUUCCGAAUAAAAUGUGCAUGUCGCGAUACUGGGAAAAGUACAUAUCAACUGUUGGAUUUUUCCUCACUAACUAAAAAUUGUCAAACAACCAAUGCCACAAUUUUAUCUAGCUGUGGUAACUCAAAAGAUCACAAAAAUCAGCAAACAGGCAAGUAUAUUUAAAAGUACUACUUUUGCCUCACAAAGAUUAUUCUUGGUUCAGAAUUAGCUACCAUUAAUAAAGUGCAGUUCAUUCCAGCAUGAGUUGCCCAUGACUACAACAAUAUUGUGCACCUCAUUAGCAUAUAAGAAACAAGUUGUACAAAUUCACUCUAAUGAUAACCAAAAUUUGCAUGGAAAAAGAUAUUGGGACAUUAAAAACUUGCAUACAUAAAUGACAAAUAAAGGAUCCAUACUUUCAACAGCUACUGCAGUUGUAGGAGAGUUGAUCAUAUAUGAAGUUUUGAAGAUGAUGAUGAUGAUGAUGAUGAUAAAGAUGAUUAGCAUGAGGAUGAUGAUGAUGAUGAUGAACAUAUCUGUUCAGAGUUCUUGAAACUAAUUCUUAGCUUGUUCCUUGUAUUUUUUUUUUUUUUACCUUUUUAAGAAUAAAAGAGAGGCAGAAGAAACCAUAUACAAGAAAUAUCUAACAACCAAAAAAACCCGAUAUGUGGAAUUAAUGAUUAUUGUUGAUAAUGUGGUGGUAAGUGAAAAAAAAUUAAACAAUUAAACAAACAUGCAGGCCUGUCUGCCUGUAAACAAAAAAAUAUAUCCACUUAUAAGCCACCCCUGUCCCCAGACAAAUCUAUUAUUACGUUUUGUCUUUGUAACUUUCACAAGCACUGCUAUAUAGCGGCCUCGCAUUCCAGUUAUAAGUCCCUGCGAUAUAAGCCCCUCCAUUUAGAAACCCUCCUAAAACCUCUUGCUAAGAUACAAAAACCCAAGGCUUAUAAGCGGCAGUUUAAGGAAUUCUGGUUACCAAAAAAAUCCAGUACUGAUGCAUCCAGGAUUGCCAACAGCUUUGAAAUUUAUAAAAAUCAUCUACAAUAAUUCAACAAAAAUUCACAAGGCCAACAAUAAUAAAAUGGAGGGACAAAAGCAAAUGAGUUGAUGAAAGCUGUCAAUGAAAACUGAAUCAAUCAGUUAACAUAUUCAAUUGAGGAGUUUAAUGGAGAGAAAGCAAUUUUGUUCUUGUACACCAGCAUGCACAGCCGCCACGACAUCACCUGAAAACCAGCGAUAAUGGCAAAAAUGCAUGUACCUGGCCACCUGUUACUAUAUCAUAACAUUAAGCGAGAAUGUGACUUUUGACAAUUAAUCAGCACUUUUCAUAAAAUGUCUUUUUCUGUCAGCAUGUUAUUUAGCCCAAAUAUAAAGGUAAAUGGGGUAAAUAAAGAUACAAAUUCAAAGAUAUAAGGCUAUGUGUACGGUGUUGCUUCCCAAAAGCGUUACAUAGGCCAAGUGCACCAUUUCGGUGCACUGUGCACUGCACCGAAUUCGGUGCACUGGUGCACCGAAUUCAGUGCACUAGUGCACCGAAUUUAGUGGAAAAGUGCACCGAACUCGGUGCACCAAGUGCACCGAAUUCGGUGCACUAGUGCACCGAGUUCGGUGCACUAAUUCUCAGUCUCUAGAACGCUAGUCACAUCGUGUUUUGUUUUUAACUUUUGGACGAUGUUGUUUAAUCAGCUCUGAUCAGCUUCCCAAAGACGUGAUUUUACGCAUUUUUAGUUUUAUUUCGUUUCAUCUCAUUCGAAGAACCAUCUCUCUUGUUUGCAAAAGUGGAGCAGGAUUUCUGAAGAUCCGUCGAUUGUGAGAAAGGUUCCCAUCGAAAAUUUUGAGUCAAUUCGAUUGCAUGAAUCUCUUACCUUCACGCAGCUGAAGAAUGUCGUCGAAAGUUAUCUGGGUUCGCACAGCAGACAUCAAACUAAAACAAACACGGUUUGCUCGCAGACGAGUUUAUACCGUAUCGGCUUUAAAGUUGGGCUUCCGUUGGGAUUUCACUGUCCAAACACCAGUAAUUCUUCUGAAAAAUAUCUUUGAAUUCAUGUUUAAUACGGCUUGAUCAACUUUAUACAGGUAGCGCUGGCCGAAGUUGUAGGGGAAAGGCUUUAAUAAUAUAUUUUCGACAUCUGCGUUUGUGUGUUCCACGUGGCCUAGUGGUAACGAAAGCAAGCUCGGCGCGCCAAAGGUACCAAGUUCGAAUCCGCCGAUGAUAACUUUUUCUCUUCGCUUCUUUGCCUUUUCUUUUCUAUUUCUUUUUGUUUAGUUUUCUUUUUAGUUAUUGCAGUUUUGUAAUGUUUCUUUAUAUAGCUUAAGAUUUUUAGAUUUAUAAAUUUUCUUCUCUAUUAUCUUAUCUUGCCAUUCCCCCGAAGUCCUUCGCGAGGUCCUACGAUUUACAUCUUUCUAGUAAACAAAUCGAAAAUGUGUUGUACGAAAUGGUGAACCAAAGUGCACUGUUUCGGUGCACUAGUGCACUUGCUAUUUAGUAUUCGGUGCACUAGUGCACUGAAAUACUAAUAACAGUGCACUUUGGUGCACCAGUGCACCGAAAAAGUGCACUUUGGUGCACUAGUGCACCGAAAAAGUGCACCGUAUUACUUCUCGGGACAUGGCCGCCUUGGACAUGCCAUUCAGACGGCUGUGUAUAAAAGUGGGACGGGGACAAGGGGACGGGGACAUCGGGACGCGUGUGUGGGGACUUGGGACUUGGGGACGCGAGACGAGGGACUUGGGGACGUCAAGUAUGGGACGCGGGGACGCGGGGACGUCAAAAACUAGGACGCAGGGAACCCGGGAUGUUAAUGAUUAUUGCAAAAGUCGGAGGUAAAUGCGAUAUCUCUUUCUUCGUGAAAAUGUGUUAUUUAUGGUCAACAUUAGAUUCCAUCUUCCAAAACCACAUUGGACACCUUAUGAUGUUUACACAAAAUAUUUCUUUAUAAUAGAAGUAUUAAAAGCCCACUGACUAUCGUGAUCAGGUUUAGGGUUGAUUUCCACUGUCGCGUAAUUUUUCCAUGCCUACGUGCGUAAAAUUCACGUUCGCACAUAAAAUAGAGGCAAUGUCUGAAAGGCCGCACGUAAGCGUAAAAGUAGAAUCUCGCUCAACUUCACGUUUAAUCUCGACAAUUUAUAUCUUGCCUAUCUUAUUUACGUGAUUAAAAUUUACUUGCGUUCACGUGCAUAGCCAAAAACGCGUCGGUGGAAAUCAACCUUUAAGUACUGUUAGCAAGCAAGGGACUGUUAGGUUUGCCACUAAAAAUGUCGAACAAAAUAAAUAUUGCUGCAAUAGUUGAAUCCCUCGUGGUUUAGUGGUACAGGCGAUGGAUUUCGGAGUUAGAACUUUGGGAUUCGAAGCUCGCUAAUGCCCCUUAAUUUUUAUUUAUUUGGAAUCGAAUGCUGUUAUUCUACAUAAUUUUUGGCGAUCGCAACCGCAACCCACCCUACCCCAAUUGGCUCCAAUAUUCCAUCAGCAAGAAGACUAGGACAACGGUUUCACUUUCUUCAAUGCAGGGGGGUCUUCGCCGAGUCUUCUCUUCGCAAACAGGCAUGGAGGAACCCUAAGGAGGGCAGGGUGGGUUUCCUUUCACCAAAACAUAUUCACGAGGAAAGUGACUGAUAUCGCAUUUACCUGCGACUUUUGCAAUAAUCAAUCACAUCCCGCCUCCCCUGCGUCCCUGUAUUUGACGUCCCCGCGUCCCCGUCCCACACGUCCCCGCGUCCCAUAGUUGAUGUCCUCAAGUCCCUCGUCUCGCGUCCCCACGUCCCAAGUCCCCACACACGCGUCCCGAUGUCCCCGUCCCCUUGUCCCCGUCCCACUUUUAUACACAGCCCAUUCAGACAGAGUAAAAUACACUCGUUUUGUACGGUGAGAAAAAAAUUAGGUAAAUGGCUUAAAGAAAAAUAUUCUUUGGUCAUUGUGCAUCUUGAAAAGACAUUUUCUUGCGUGACAACGAGUAAACAAUAUCCUGCACGAAGGAUUUUGUAGCAAACAUUCGUUUCUGUGUUAGCCAUGUUGGACAACGGUAAGUCAUCAUUUUUCAUGCUAAGAACAUGUCUAAAAUUUUCGUAAUCUGCUGGAAAAAAUGGGAAACAAGUGUUUGUUUUAUGUGCAAGUCGGACUGAGUAAAAAACCGGACAAAGUUUGGCUGUAAGUUGCUCGGUGCACAACAUUUUACAUUUCAGCGCCGUUAAUGUAACGCUUGAGAUGUCAACACACAAGUGAAUUCAUGUUAUAAUUUUGGAAUUAUGCCAUUCCUACCUCUAUAAAUGCCACUAAAGUUUAGUAAACAUUGCAAUUAUACUAGUGUUGUUAUUUCAUAAGAAUUGGUUGGAGCGUUAAUUCAUAAUCAUGCAAAAAGUAUCCUGAUUCACUCGAACUUUGGUUUGUAAGCGAACACCGUACACAUAGCCAUAAAUACAAUUAAAUAUUUCUUUUUAACAACAGCGAUAUUGCUGCCGAAAAUGUACAUUAUAUGCACAUACCAAAGUUACUUACGUUUAUUGCGCUGAGCAUCUUUCUCUCCUCUCGCUUUGAAAGAAGGCAGUAAAAUGCACUGUAUGCAGCAAAGGUCUCAGUGGGUUCCGUUUCGACCGAUCACAUGUUGAAAUCAGACAGGCGUUUACCGGGGAGACUGGAACAAAGUCUGAGGAACUUGUACCCAGUUUCUCGCCGGGGUUCCGCAAAAGAUUGGUUUCGUGAUCCAUUUUGAUGCACAGAAGCCGUUAUCAAAACUCUUUCAACUUGUACAUUUUGCAAUUUGCGAUAAAUAUGUAGAAUCGGCAGCACGGCUUUGCUCACCUUUUCAAGGGAAGAAAAGAUUUUGCAAGAUUCACAGAAGUCUUCAUGAAAUAUCGUUAAUUGGGUUAAUGUUAGGCUUUUGUACAUUAUGCUAGCAUUUUUUCGAGCAUUUUAGUGAGGCAAAAGCAUUGUGCAUUAUUCGAGCAUUUUGGUGGCAUUUUCCCCGGAAAAUUAAUUUUUCCGAGAAAAUAAAAUAGAAAUUAACUUUUUUCAGGAGCCCAUGCCCCGUGAGCUCCUGCUUUUUUAAACAAAAUGAAGACUAGAAUUCAAAAUUCACAAAAAACCUAAUACAGCUGGUUUUUUUGGCUGUAUUUAUGAACUUGCAUACGUUGUCGUUGUUACUUGCAACACUUGCACGUUUUUGUAAGUGUAAACUUUGAAAUUAAUUUAAAAAAAUCGUUUGUAUAACGAGCAUUAUCCGAGCAUUUUAGUGACUUUUUUGGGGAGACCGAGCAUUUUAGUGGGAAAAAUGGAGCAUUAAGGUGGAGCAUUUUAGUAGGGAAGCAAAAGCAUAAUGUACAAAAGCCCAGUUAAUGUUGUCCCCUGCGUUCCAACCUGUACAUAAGUUCUUUAUCAUUUGUAGUACAAGAAGUACAAGCGAAGUAUUGCAGACGUAAAACGAAGAGUUUUUACCCUAGUAAACGCGGUAGAUGCGGUAGGUUCACGAAUGCAUUUACAUCUGACAGUAUGGCUGAGAAUCGCAUGAUUCUAAGCCAUAGUAUCAAUGUGUCAGCCCCUACAAUCUCUCGUAAUGGAUUGGAGAUUAUAUAUUAAAGCCUGAGAUAUGUAACUCAAGUUUGUAAUUGAUAGUUUAUAAUUGUAGCCUCAUCAAAACGAGGCUGCGAAUAACGGAAAACGUCAUCACGGAUGAGGGGAUCCGGUUGGAUUCCGAAAGCUCUGUUAAACUUUCAGCAAAUUGUUGAUGUUGAAGAAAAUUUUUUAAUAAUUUAUUUUUGUUGUUCUCUGUUUGUUUGUUUCUCUUUUUUUGUUUGUUUUUGUUUUUUGUUUUUACUGCUCGCUAUUUUAGAUAUACCGCAAGAUAAACAUCCGAGUGGUUUUAUCGGCUUUGGAGAUAUGGACUGACAAAGAUCACGUCCCAUUUGUGAAGCAAGCUGGCGAAGAUUUGAGAAACUUCGAAAAUCACCGUUCAAGCAAUCUUGCUGGCAUCAGAUACGACAGUAUCCAUUUAUUAAGGUAAGAAAACUAGUUUAAAUACCUGACAAAAAGAUAUUUGCACCUAAAUCAGUGACGCUUUUCUCAAAAAAAAUAAAGGAAAAUAAAAAUAAAAAAACGUGAGUGCAUCGGAAUAGGCCACCUCCGAGUUCCAAAAACCCACACUUUCAAAAUGAGGCUAGGUGCACAACCUUUCUCGUGAAAGAGAAUGAAAAAUGAUUUCCAUAUCAAAGGCUGAGCUCCUACCCUCGCUUUGAAACAGAGGCCAGAGAGAACUCGGAAAUGGCCUAUUACGUGGUCAAGUUUGCCUCGCCAUGCACGCUAUGUUCUCCCCAUAUAAGGAAUUCCGGAUUCCAAAACCUGAAAGGACUAGGAUCCAGAAUCCAAGUUCGACUGACAAAGACUGGAAUCAAGUACCUAGAAUUGGGAAUCCACGGAGUGGAUUUCAGAAUCCAAGACUAUCUUAGAUUCCUUUACAUGGGGCGACUAUGUUCACGACUAUGUGCCGACACAAUAAGCUAUCCGGUGAAGUAUGAAGGCCUAUCCGAUAUAGUGUGACUCUCCACUUGAGAGAUCUGCGCGCUGCAGCUUCGCUCCGUUACAGAAAUAGCGCCGAAAUAACCGUUCUUGUUUGUGAACAGCGUAAAUCCGCGACCAACUCAUGGAGUGCACAAGCCAUUUGAGUAAAAAGGCGCAUCUUUAAUUUGAACUGCUAUGACCAGUUUAACGAAAUUGAAAUGCAACAAUAAAAAAAAAAUUAAGCAAGUGCUCCGCUCAUUUAAUUUCUUUUGCUAGUUGACAACGCUUCCCAAAAAGUAUGUAGCGCAGUCAGAUCCGGGGUAGCCCAGAUCAGUCAAAUCAUAUUAAAUAUGUAUAAAGGUAUCAUGAAAAAAAGUUGCACUCGAAUAAAUUCUUUGAUACGUUAAGGGUCGGCCUUUAAUUGGAGUGCAAUUACUCACUUUCACACCUAGGGAUUUACAAUUGAGAUUUACAUCAAACCGUUUGAUUACAGCCACCGAUUCUUUUACGAGAGUAGUCGGAAUUUGGCUGGCUUUCCGAAAACUUAUUUAUUCAAAUAUUACUCCGCGCAUUAAGAAAAUGAGCACUGUAAGUACUUGUCCCAAAAGACAAUAGCAUUUUGGGCGAUAAGCCUUAUAUCCGGUAUGGUCUUUGUUCCGGCACAAAAGCUAUCCCGUUAAGUUUAAACAUAGCUCGGAUCUCAGAUCUCUCGAUAUAACUUGGUGACUCUCAUCUCAGGGGCAAAAUGUGGGACGAUUUUGGAGGGAUGGCGUAUAGAGGAGAAAUAUGCACCAGAAGAUCCCUGGGUGUUGACGCGGUAAGUUGAAAACUGUUCCCAAAUUUCCUUAAUUUGUGUGAAGUAACACAACACAGGCUUUUUGCUGGGAUUGCGCAAAUAUUGCUUUCAUAUACUGUACCUACACAACUCUGUCCCCUUGAGCAAGUCUUUUUGACGAAAAUAGAUAGGCUUGGGCUGUAUUCAUAGAGUUUAAUAUUCUAGCAAGCGGUAUGGUUAAAACAUAUAAACUUACUCCCCGUAAUAACGUUCUCGUAUUUGUUCAAGUUUUAAUUAACGUCUUUUCUGUUUUUGGUUGUCAGUGGAACUACUGGGGAUCACUUGGUCCUUGGCUAGCACUCUCUCACGAACUUGGACAUAACUUAAACUUCGACCACGACAGUAGUAUGUAGUCAUUUUAAAGCUGUUUCACCAUUCAUUUGUUCGGGACGAUUUAGUUGAAAACAUGUCUGAUAUGCGAUGCGACAAUCAUUAUCAUAACUUCAUCAUUAUCCAUCGUCGUGGUCAUCAUCAUCAUUAUCAAAAUCAGUUAUUUUUCCCUUACUUACAAGUCAAGAGAAAUUGGAGAAAAUCGAAGUUGGUCAGUGUCGGGACUUAAAUUUAUGGCUAGCACAAGCUAAGCUUAAACAAAACUAAUGUAUGUUCACAAUACGUACUUGAAUAACAAUGGUACAAUACAUCUUCUAGAAUGAAAGGAUAACACCCAUGCCAUAAGUUUGUUUAGCUGUUAUCGUAUAUCUAUGGCAUUCUAUUUGCUAAAACCAUGCAUAACUUUAUAUUUUAGUUUCGCAUUUUGGCAAGUACAGUGACUCAUGGAAUUAAAAGAUAUACCAUGAAGUCUUGUGAAACUCUACAUUCUUACUGAAUUAAGCUGUUACUCCUUCUAUAAUUACAGUUUGGCCGAGUUGCAAGUGUCUUUCUCCUCGUGGUUGUGUCAUGGGAAGUUUCAAGUGAGUGUUGCCGUUCUUAAACUAGUGGGAACAUUUUUCCAGCUUCUAUCUGCAAUGCUGUUUAAGGGUUAGGUCAACGUACUCUUAUUUGCUGAGUACGGUUCAGGGAAUUGAAGUCUUUGACUCCCCUGAGUGGAGUAAGGAGCGGUUAUGCACAGCUGGCGGUUUUGUUUGCAGAGCGCGAAAUGACCAGCUAUCUUUGAAAUGUUUGCUUGUGAAAACUGGAAUCCUGGGUUUUGGAAUCCGGAGUUCAGUCCGAGGAAUCCGGACUCCCGCGAACGGCUACAAUCCGGAAUCUGCUGACAAGGAAUGCGGAAUCCACUGUGUGGAAUAGAGAAUACAAGACUGUCUUCGAUCACCUUAUGGGGCGACUUCGGACUUGCUGAUCAGCUAUGACAGAAAGUUUUAGACUGUAUUAAGAGAUUCAUAUGGAGACUAAUAUAUUUUCUUUAUCUUACAAAGGACUCGUGUCCCUGGGUUCUCGGACUGUAACUUACAGAACAUGUCUUCCAUUGAUGACAGUUGUCUUCACAACCUGCCAAAGAAGGUAAAACAACGAAAGCAAGCUCCGAGUAUAAAAACUCGAGUGUAGCUCUUUCCUACGUUGCAAGUGAUGAUCGUGAUCCAGUACUAAACACUUGGAAAACGAGGACAUCUGAGUAGGCGAUUAGGGUAUCAAUGAAAAUUAAGGUGAUGUUCUUCCUUCGAUUUUCAUUUUUAAUAGCUCCGAUCUGCCUACGUGCUAGUCCACGAAGGACUUGUAAGGCCUGCAAAAUUUUAUGACUCAUACCCUGUGUGAUCACAGUUCAGUAACAACAGUUAGUUAGAUGGUGCAAUCUGCGCAGUUUCCUUACGAUAUGUUGAAAAUAGAAAAGAAUGAGUAAAAAAAGGUCGCAAACAAAUAGCCGAUUUAAAUACGUCACGACCCGUUUUUCUCUAAUUAGCGAGGGUUUUAAGUGAAACGGAGCAGACUAAUUUUAAUCAAGCGAAAGGACCCUUCUAGAAGAUUCGCAGUUAAAUAACUCUUUAAUUGCUAAGCAUGGCAGAUCAGACCACUAAUUGGUCCAGCCCUUUACUUAAGGGCAUAAGCACCUGAGUUUGUUAAUAUUUUUAGGUAGUAAAUCCGCGAUGCGGAAAUGGCAUUCCGGAGCCUGGAGAAGAGUGCGACUGCGGUACACCAGAGGUAUAUUUAACCGGAUUUGUUAAAAGCACUGCGCACAUGUAAUUUUUUGCUUUAUUUAAUCUUCUAGAGUUGCCAACAGUCGAGUGAGUGAUCUAAUGCGUGAGCGCCGAAGGUGCGAGAGACGUGAUGUCUUAAGUCUUACGCCGAUGUUAACUGAAAAUAGUUGGGGUGCCCGGAUUUUGUGACCCGCCUAAAAAUUCCACCAAUCACAAUCCAUAUUCCUAGACCUUGGGGUUUAUAUUUUUCACGGUUGAUUGAAAAGUUUUCUUUAAUAUAUGAAAGUUAUAGGAGGUGAAAUGAGCGUAACAACUAAAGAAAUGAAGACAAAAAUUUCUGACUAAAAUAAGAUUAAGCCAGUUUCAACUCGAUUUCUUAACAAUCCACGAUCACUGACGUAAGGUUGUUUUAUCGCAGGAUUGCAACGUGCGAGAUCCCUGUUGUGAGCCAAACGACUGUCGACUAAAGAAGUCCUCCCAGUGCAGUGACUCUAUGAGUACAUGCUGUCAGAAAUGUCAAGUACGAGAAAACUUUACUGCAGUAUACAGCUACUUUUAAUUCACUAGAACAAAUGGCUGCCAUGCUCUGUAGGGAAAAGUUAGUGGCAAACGAAAAACGUGACGCCUCAGAGCGAAUUAUGCGGACAACAUUGCGAAAUGUUGUAAAUUCAGCCCACUUUAGAGUGAUAGUUUCAAGCAGAGUCCACUAAGCAAGAGCAGCAGGGCUCAAGAUAUCACCUUUACUAAUUAAGUAAGAGUUGAUUGAUUUAAGUUCAUAUCAUAUCAAUUCAGUUUUGUGAUGAUGAUGACGACGAUAUUGAUAAGUCAUUCACUUUAACGAAUAAAAUGACUAUAAAUGAUAAUUACUUAUGGGUAGUGACGGAGUUGUCGGUCAGUCCGACAGAAUUCGUUUAAUUGUUGGAAUAGGGUUCGUUGGAUUAUCUUUGAAAGUCUACAGCAUUUAAGAUUAUUUGUGUGGUUUUGCACUGCCUUGAAAGCCACAUCUGAUUGUAACUGUCACCAUUUUCAUAUCUGGUAUGUCAUUAUGGUCUAAGGCACAGCAUCGAUCGACCCUCAUGAUGCUACAUGAGGCAAUUGUGAUAAGGACAUCGCUAAGCAUCAACACUUCUUUUAAAUUGCCUAGGAACCUUUUUUUUUCUUUUCCUUAGUUCUCUCCAGGUGGAACUUUGUGCCGUAAGAGUAGUGGAGAGUGCGAUGUUGAAGAAGUUUGUUCUGGAAGGUCUGCGGAGGUAAGACUUAAAUGCAGCCCUGAAGUUGGAAAGCGUUUAUGGCAAGGAAAUUUAUCAAAUUUUACUUGAUGUAUAAAAAAAUGGCACCGAUUGUACUGGUAGAUUUAGAGACCCUCCAAGACCAGAGCUUAUACAAUUACUUGAACUCAGUGUCAUUAACACUUUUACUUUGUGGGGAAAACUCCAUCCCAGUUAACACAAAUUUGGUCUAUCGAUCGCGAGUUAGUAAAGUCAUUUUACCACUCUGACGUUUCGAGCGUUAGCAGGAGCUGAUUACUCAUGUCCUUUAUCUCCCAUAUAAGCCUUUAGAGUCAACUCUUUCUUGUUGAAAUUUCUUUUAGGAAACAGCUUUCGCGGAAAUUUUUUCACUCCGUCUUGGUAAUAUCCAAUCAGGUCGGAGCUAUGAUAUACUUGAGCCACAUGCAGACGCGCGAUUUGAAAUCACUGGCAUGGUGGUACCCAGCGUGGAAAAUUUUUCGGAUGAUAAUCCUCAUUUCUGAUCUUCUAAUCGGGUUAAAAACAUCUUCUUAAAGCCUAGUAGCAAUAAAAACGUAGAUACACUCAUGCGAAGUCUUCAAGUUUCGUUGUAAUGUUGACAGUCAUAGGUUUUACCAAAAACAAGCCGCUCCAGGCCGUCGACAGCGGGUUAAAUAGAUAUUGAAAAUCAAGCUCUUUAGUUUCCUUAUUGUACUGAUUAAAUCGCCUCUAAAAAACUUUGGAGCUUUUUACUAAGUCCACAAAGGAGCACGCUGCAUUAAGCCACGGUUUAUUUUGAAGUCAAAAGUAUACUGUUACAGUGCACGGACUGCAUCUUUCGCCGGCUCCUGGCGUCAGCCCUUCUUAGUAAUGAUUCAAGGAAUUGGGGGUUUAGGGUAGUUUUUAUCUCGAAAAGUGGAGCAGUGCAGCUGUUAGUGGAACUGGUAACAGGAAAAAGAAAAUAAAUACGUCGAAUGAAACGCGUGGUCACACAAAAAUGAAAAAAAGCAACUUUUAUAAGUCUUUAUUCGAACAGACACACUUGUUGUUCCAUUCGUGGGCCCAUACAUUCUCUGUAUCAUGUUAUGCUACAGUUUUGCAAACUAAGGUAAAAGGGUUUCAAAGACUAUUGUCAGAGUUGGAAGGGACUGAAGCGUUAAAGUACCAGAGAAGGUUAUUCUAAAAUAAAUGAUGUUAACAAAAAAAGUAAAGAUGGAAGAGAAUUGAAAAGGCUGUGUUACAUGAAAGACUAUGCCGGUUUAUUUUUUUUUUCCAGUGUCCAUCAGAUGAUCAUAUAAAAGAUGGACGGACAUGUGAGGGGGACGGGGAGGUAUGUAUUUAGUAUUUGCUUAGUAAUGUGCCAUUCCAGAACUCAACUUAGCUAUAGUUAUUGUAUUUUUGUUUCCCUUUGAUAGAUUUUAUAAGCUUCUCCAAUUUUCGAGUGAUAUACCAGUGUAUGUAUUUAGUAAAUGACUGAAAAGUAAUUAGAACAAGAAAUGAAAUAAUGCAUUCUGGUCUUCUGAAUGUUAAUGACACUUGGAAAAUGGAUGCCGCUCGGCAAAAACACCGUUAUUUAUUUGAAACAACAAUUUUGAAACAGAUGAUAAGAAAAAAGGAUGGAAAGUACACUACAAUAAGGCAAAAUUGAUUUUACUCAUUUAUUUUCAGCUAUUGUUAGGAAAGUAUGUUGGGAAUGUGAAAAUGACGAAACUUUCUCGGCCAAUCACGGCAAGGCACUUGAGAAUUAGUCCUCAAUAUUGGGAGAGAGGCCUGUGUACUAAAAUUGACUUACUUGGAUGUGGAAUAGGAUCUUCAGGUAACCGAAAAAGUUAAGUAGCAUUUGGUUAAAUCUACAUUUAACUCUAAAGCAUUACUCUCCCGAUUAUAAUCAAAUCAUUUUUCAUUUGUUGGCUUCACACUAGAGAAUUCAAGUCUAAUCUAAGCGUACUUGGAACCUACUUUGAAGGUGAAGGGGUAAAUUGUACUCACACAAACUUUACUUGGUGGCCAUGGGAAUGUUCGUGGUUCAAAGAAGCCGAAGUUCGCCGCCAAGUAUGACCUACACCACACUUGAGCAUACACUUGACCAAUAGGAAAUGGAAGCCAUCUAAAAGCAAUGUGCACGAUGUGAACGUGCAGAGGUUCCAAGAUUCCAAUGAGCGGACAUACAAACAUUCCAAUCCAGGUCUCGGUUAGCUAAGAGCUUUGCGGACAAGGCCAAGCUCAAGCCUCACGGCUAUUUCUUUGCCGAGAAGCGCGCGUUGCGCGUUGUUGAGCCAUUCUAGAGAAACACAGAAGACGACUUCGCAUAUUGUUAUUCUUGUUGUUGUUGCUGUUUGGCCGCUGCUACGUACUCUUAAAAAAUGAAGUACGCAAGCAUGACUUGUAGGGUGAAAACCCUUUGAGUUAGAAGUAACGAAAAAAUUAAUACGAAAAUAAUUUAGUGGCGAGCAAUCGCUUUUAGUGGGUGGUCUGAUUUUACCCACAAAAUGAUUGGCAGCUUGCACUGCAAGUAAUAUACUUGAAGUGUUAAGCCAUCUUUUAAACAGAGCGACUUAAGAUUUUCAAGUGCACUUGAAUCAAGUGCCUACUUGAAACUAACUUAGCUUCUGGUGUGGAGCAAACAAUUGAAUGAUUAGUACAGAAACCAUUAUUUUUGAGUUGUGUUGUUAGUUUUGUAUUACGUCAUUUGGUGAUUGCACCCUUCUAUAUUUCGAAGAAACUUUUACAUGUUACAAAAUGACAUAAGGUUACCAAGUGAACAUGGCUGCUUGGAAAUACGAAUUUAUCAUCGAUUGCGCUCACUCGUAAGACGAGAACUUUCUUAUCUCCAAACGGUCAUGCAGUGUUCUUUUUGUUGUAUAAAACACCUUUGAAAUACUAAAACAUCUAACUUUAUUUCUUUUCUGCUACAAAAAAGCGCGAUUCAUGAUGUAACUAUAGCAACGGCAAUCUAUUUACGUGUGAAGAUAGCAUGUUACUAUCACGUAUGACAUAUCGCGGGAAAGGUAUUUCAAUGGUAGUUAAAAAAUAAAAUGUAAUAUAAUAAUAAAAAAUAAUGAUGAAGGAACGAACGAACGAACGAAAAAACGAACAAACGAACGAACGAACGAACGAACAAACGAACGAACGAAAGAACGAACGAACGAACGAACGAACGAACGAACGAACGAAUGAGCGAACGAACAAACGAACGAACGAACGAACGAACGAACGAACGAACGAAUGAACGAACGAACAAACGAACGAACGAAAGAACGAACGAACGAACGAACGAACGAACGAAUGAGCGAACGAACAAACGAACGAACGAACGAACGAACGAAUGAAUGAAUGACUGAGUGAAUGAAAUAAUCAACCCCUAUGCUCUAAUCCCAGUAUCUCCGGCGGCUUCCACAUCUAUUCAGGGCUAUGACAACCUAUGCGUUACAUCACAGGGUGGAUCACCCUGUUCAACCACUAAUGGAGCACAUCUGGUCUAUUCUAUGCAAACAUCAUGCCGAAACACGUCAGCUAAAUUUACUUUUUUAAAUGGCGUGCUGAAGCAACAUUGUAGUGGCAAGAAGAUAUGCCCUAAGGGAGUUUAUUAUGGAGCUCCGCUUGUUAUAAGUGACAGUUGUGAAGAAAGCCAAGCCAAGUUUGAAAGAACGAAAGGUACAUUUACACACUGUACAUAUACACCGUGUGCAUAACAUUCAUGUGUAUACUAUUUUAAGUCAAUUCCCGUUCGUGUCUAUGGAUUGAACUGUUUUAAUAUGAUGUAGAAUGAGUUUGUUUCAACAAGAUAAAUUGGAAAAUUGAAAGCCCUUUGUAGUCGCGGCGUAGUUCCCACGUCCAGUGACGUCGCUAAGUCACGUGAACUACAGGAACUUCAAAUAUUAUUAUUAUUUUAUUUUAUCAGGUAAGGAGCCCACAAGCUCCUCCUCAGAUUUAUUGGUCUAAAUCUCUCUCUUAAUAAAUAGAAACCAAAAGACCAAAAGGUAAGGUGAGAACGGGACCUGAAGUUCCAUGCAGGGCACCUCCCAAGUAAAACAAAAAAAUCGCCCUUAAAAAGAAAAUCUUAUGCAAUGCUAAUGAGACUAUUAUUGCCAAUGGCCACCAUAAUUACGUGCUAGACCCCGUGAGCAAGGUUUAUCGGGGUCAAAAACAUUGGCUAACUCAUCAUCGUACAUUUUAGUUAUUAUUAUUAAAUAUCAGGUAAAUCUCUUCGACAUGUGGCCAGCGGAUUGUGUGUCCAUCCAGAGGGAGGAGUGGCAUAUGAUGGAGUAAGACUUGUUUUGUGGGCCGGAUGUGAUCAAGACAGACUCACUUUAAACUUUUUAGCGCAUGGUAAGGAUACAUUAAGUGUUGGUAGAUAUCGCUUACUCAAGCUUGUGUGAUAGGAUUACUUUUGAAUAUAACCUGACAGUUUCCAUUUUGUGAUAUCAAUAUACUACGCGAUGUGAGCUCCUAUUAAUUAUUGGAUGAUAACCAAAACCAAUGGGAAAAUCGUCUCCUCCCCCUAGUGAUUAAUUCUCCCCCCUGCAAGCGUUCGCAAGUACUUCAAUAGUUGGCCGUCUAAACAGUGCCGAAAGCAACAGCAAUAAAAUUUUCACCGUCAACUUAUUGUGUUAAUUUGGGAUCGUUGUCGAACCUGCAAUUCAUCCAAGCGCCGGCGACUGGAGGAUAUUCAGUCAGUCAUGCAGUCUAAUAUUUCUCAAGAAUUUCAAGAAUUUUUCGAGACCUGAAUUCGUCAGUUCAGUUACUAAAAAGAAUGCUGUUGUUAAAACCGCAUUUGAACGAGCAGAUGCGUCCCUAAUUGGCGGGGAAACGCUUGCUGCGCAGGCUAUACGCAUUGAGUAAAAGCAAUUUAAGUGGCACAACUGCAUUUAUGAAAUACACACGAAAACCUUAAAAGCAGUUACACUUGAUAUUUCCAUUAUUCAUUAGACUGCCUGGCUUCUCUCAACGUGGCUGACCGCAGCGUGAUUCCUGAUAGUCGCAUCUCAGCAUCAAGUCAUUUGCAAGGCUACCCAGCCAAAGAAGCUAGGUUACACAGCUUAAAGGGUUGGUGUGCAGCAAGAAAAGAUAAGAAGCAAUUUAUCCAGGUUGACUUGGGGCAGGUAAAUACACAUGUAGUCUCAUUUUGAGGACAAUCAUUUCUUUUAAGCAACCAUCUCCUAUUAGCCCUCUUAAGCUACGGUAAAACGCGCUAAGCAGGUUUGAUUUGUUGACGUUCAAACGAUCAAUAUCGCUAUUCAACCCGUUUUGCUGCAAUUUUGCAAAACAAAUUGCACGUUUUUGUUGCCCGGUAGAUCAGUACAUCCCCUUCUCCCCCAAACCCCCCCCCCCCCCCUCCCCCGCAAAAAAAAAAACGCCUAAAAAAGUUGGUGUUCUUCAAGAGAUCAAUUAGCGGAUUUUGAAACUGUGGAGACAAAGUUUACCUCUUACUGUUGGCACUAACCGUUAUCGAUGACCUUUUGUCUUCUUAUAUUCAUCUCCUGCUGUAUUCCUUUAUUCAUCUGUUCAACAGAGCCUGAUUUAAUUCUGUCUUUAUUAUAGGCUAAGAAGAUAUCGGCUGUCAUUCUAAGCGGCACUGAUCAUGGUGACGUAACAGGUUACUAUCUACACUACAGUCUGGAUGGUCAACAGUGGACGGUGUGGUCAAGCAAGCCUCGUGUCGCUGUAAGGAAAACGCACGUGUAUUUUUCAAUCAACUUCAGGGAUUAAGAUGCUUAGUAGUCGUUCUUAAAAUUAGUAGAUAAUGUAACCAACAGUUCUGCAUUCUGAUCAUACAUCUAUUUUGAGAAAUAAUUUGGUGUUAUCAAAUAUACAGCAUGACCGAGGGUUUGUACUCAGUGAGGUUAAAAAGAAUUUACCAUUUUGCUAGUAAGUGGAUUUAGAGCUGGACUUGAGCAAGGGACUACCCGAUUGCGAGUCUCACGGGGCGACCACUCGGCCACGCUGCUCGCGCCGGCCACGCUGUCUCCUGAAGAUACGUACAUGUCCUGUUAAGGGUUAGGUACAUAGGCAAAACCGGCGGGAUCUCGUGUGGGUUCAAACCCACGUCUUCUAAGAUAACGUCUAGUUAACAUCUGAGAUACACAGAAACUUAUGGUGAAUUGAAGAGGCAAUUUUGCUACGUUCGUAUGCGACACACGUCCUGCUUAUUGCUAAGAUCAGCAAUGUCAAAUAUCUUGUGGGGUGAUAAAUAGAGAAAGAUGGCAAAUGUUGAGCUCGGUGACUAAGGAUAUUUAUCCUCGUAGAUACAUCUUGUUACUGAGAGUCUUUGAAAGGCCAUAUUCGUUGAUCUUUCAGGCGUUUUGCUAUAGGGGGAAGUGUGUUCCUUCUGCAGAUACUCAGUGUCGCGAUCUGUGGGGACCAGGUAUAAAAAUCACUGAUCAAUUUAGGUUUCUUGGAAACUGCCCACCUACCCUCCCCUAAGCCAACAUUUUGCCCUAAAUGAGAAGUAAGUGUUAACGUUGGGUUGAGAGAGGGGUAUGUGGGCAGUUUCCCAGAAACCUAAAUUAAACAAACUCACUUUCCUUAACCUGAUUUUUUGUUUACUCCAUCAUCAUUUUUUGUCUACUCCAAUUGUAAGUUUACUGUUUGAAACUCUCGUGAUAAAAAUAUAAAUCGAUGGAUGAGUAAAUUGUUUUGGACUAAUAAACGCCCGUGCGACUUAAAAGUCAAGAUUUCGGGUGGUUCACCAACUAUUUUAAGUUAGUGGAGUCUGGUUUUCUAAAUAUUCCCUGUAUUUUCUCUUCUUUUAGAGGCGUCUUCUGCUCACACAGCUUGUUAUCGACAUUUUAACGUUAAGGCCCAGGGAUUUGGCACUUGCAGUAGCCGGACAAAUCUGCCGUGUACAAAUGAGUAAGUAUAAGACAGUUUAGUAUUCAAUUGCUCUUCGGCCCAAAGCAAUGGCGGAGUAGAACCUUCUCGUUAACAUCAUUAUAAUGUAGCUUGUCUUCGGCAAUCGUAAUUUGUGUCAUUUUGUAUUUUAUUUCUUCUUACAGUCUGUUAUCGUUGUAAAACAACUAAUCCGGGGCCACCGAAAUCUCCUAAUUUUAAAGAGAUCGAGGCUGUCAUUUUGAUUGGCUAACGAACUACCGAAGUCAGAUGUCUUUGUUAACUAGUGAUUAGCCUGGGGAACGACUGCAAAAAUUCUACACUGAUGAUGCGUCACUGAGUAUUGCUUCUAAUUAGUUACAGCAAAUUUUCAGCCAAUCAGAACACUAUCUAGAUCAGGGUAGUGACACGUCAUCAGUAUGGAAUUUCUGCGCUCUUUCCAUGUCGGCUGCUUACUCAAACUAACUAUAGCUAGUGAUUGGCUGAUUACUUUUUGGGUAUCCACGGUUAAGUUCGCUACAUUUUUUAAAAUAGUUUUCCUUCAUCUCAUUUUUAUCUUUCUUUUCUUUCCUUUUUGCACAUAUUUACCUCUCCUUGUCAAGCCCCUUUAUUUUUUUUCAAUUCCAUUCAAUAGAAACGCCAAAUGCGGACAGCUGCAGUGCUCAAGCUCAAAAGAGAGACCUGUGGUAGAUUAUGGUAGUUUCUACGAACUAAAAACUCUAACAACAGGAGAAAAGUGCAGGUAAUUUUAAAACAGUUAACAGGCCAAAAGCUUACUUCACUCCAUAAAACAACAGGUAGGCCCUUGUGAGAGAAUCUGGAUUUCAGAGUCCGGGAAAUUUUUGCUUGUAAAAUCAGAAAUCCUGGACUUUGGAAUCCGGAAUACAGCUCAAGAAAUCCGGAAUCCAAGACUGGAAGACUGGAAUCCAGUACCUGGAAUCCAGAAUUCACGGCCAAGAAUCGAGAUUCUAAGGCCGUCUAGAAUUAACUCGCACGGGGUGAAACAAGAGCAACUGUAGUAGCCUGAGAAAACAGACAUUUCGCAACGCCAAUAAAACAGUUUCCCCUCGAAAUGACGUCUGAAAAACAAGCGCAGAAAUCAGGCCAUACUGAUGACGCAUCACUACCCAGAUAUGUGUAGUGACGCGUCAUUAGUAUGGAAUUUCUGCUAUCUUUUCUUAGCCGUCAUUUUCUCUGGGAAAACGUCGGUGGCUCGCGAAAUGUCGUCUGUUUUCUCAGGCUAAAACUUAAGCAACUGUUUUGCUUGCAGGGCAGCAUCUCUAAAGAGAGGUAGUGGGAACGAACUUGUUGGUAUGGUGAAGGAUGGAACAGUGUGCGCAAAUCAAAAGGUACUUCUAUACGUAUUUGCUUUGCCUUGUCCGCUUUUCAGCACUGAAAAGGUUGAUGGAUUACUAGUAACAAAUAGUUUGGGAAAAGGUAGAGGCUUUUUUGUGUAGCACUAGACGUUUUAUGUGUAUAUAUUGUAAUAAGAAAGUAAUGCAAAGAACUGUGAAAACGACGUGUCCUGAUUUUACUUUCAAAAAAGGGAAGUCGUCGUUGAGUUGGUGAAGAUCACUUGUUUUGUCACAACAAGCAGGGACGUAUUAAUUAGGCCCAAGUUCCACUCGCGGAAUAAAAGAAUCACGUGACUAGGAUACAAUUCGAUCUGUCUUUGCUGUUACUUUUUUAAAAAAGUCCCUUUUUUAUGAUGUGCCAGUUUAAAUCUUGUUCUCAUGUUUACGAUGAAGAAAGCAAUAGUUUUAGCUUUAGUUCAUGAAAAUGAAUCAUAUGUACAACGAAAUUUCGCAGAUCUGCGUAGCCAAUCAGUGUACUAGUUUGGAUCAGCUUUCUUCAAAGCGAUGUCCAAGAAUCGCCGGAAAAGAGUGUGCAGGAAAAGGGGUAGGUUUUCCACAAAUUGCUUUGUUUAUUGCUGUUUUUGUUUAUUUGUUUGCUUGUUUGCUCACACCUGGCUUUUGGUUUGGUGUAAUUAGAACAGAGGGGAUAAUCUUAUUCUCCUAUUGAGCUAAAAUCACGGAUGUGGCACCUGUGUUAGCAGCAGCUGCUUUCUAGGAUGACCGACUGACAGAGACAAUUUCGAGUUUUUUCUCAAAUCCAAAUUUCAGCUUUUUCAAAAUUACUCCAGAAGGUAUUAAACGUUCUUGCGUGCCCUCGUCUGCAUGGGGAGUGUGGGGGCUGCUCUGGAGUUCAAGUGAAGGGAUGAUCGAAGGAUUUUUUGAGGUAGGAAAAUUUGGCAAGUAUUUUGUGGGUGGCUUGAUUUAAUGAGGGAGUUCUUAGGGGAGGCUGGGUAUUCAAAACAAUCCGAAGAUUCGUGGUGACUUUAGAUGAUAUGAUGAAUAAACGCGCACUAACAUUCAAUUUCUAAUGUUUUCAUUCUUUGAAUUAUAUUAUUUAACAACUGCUUUCUCGGUGCGAAUUUUAAAGGUUCGGAAAACUUGGCAUGGAUAUUUUGGUCCAGGAAUUUUUUCUUUGGGUGCGGGGGGGCGUUUGUUGGAGGCCCCAGGGAUUUUUAGGGUUUUGGUUUACGCCCCAUUCGAUCAUCUCCGUCACUUGAAAUCUGAAGUUCAUGUACCCCUCCCUGGGCCCUCGUCUGACAUGAAAACUUGCAUGAUCAUAAGCGCAGUUCAUUUGAAUUUCCCGAGGGAAUAUUAAACCAAUCUCACUGUGAAUAAUUACUUUCGCGCAGAAAAUAGACUUUUCCCUUGGGGAGCCAAUUCUUGCCGUGUGUCGCAAAAUAAGCGGCUGAAACUAUAUAAACUGAAAAAACAAUAUUAAAGAAGAUAAGAAAUAUAUUGGACGAAAAAUAUUCUUGAGGAUAGAAAACCGUCUCACUUACCUCAAACAUAAGCCAGGUUAGAACCCACUGGUACAAAGAAGCCAGAGAAACCUCAAUCCCAUUGAAUAAAUUAAAAUAUCUUCGCACGCACCAGACUUUAAACAUCCUCCUCAGUUUUUAAGGAAUUUUAGCUCCCCUUUCGCUGUCUAACCCGACGUAUAUUAUGAACAUUUCCUUAGGUCGGUGUUUUUCACUUCAACUGUCCGUUUUUCCGUCCAGUUAUAUAAUUUUUCCAGGUUCAUUCUUUUAAGUCAACAAGGCGUAUGCCGCAGAAGUUACUCGCAGAUUGGAUACGAUUAAAGGGAUCCGCUUUUCAAAGAAAACUGUCCAAAUACGAGGUCACCAUUACCACAGCAAAGUGACUGAAGACUCCUGCCAGUUUUCUCCUCCAACUACAAUAUAUCUAAGACUCGUAAUUAGCUCAACCGAUUCGUGUGAAAUUUGUGUCACCUUCUCGCUUCAAAGAUGAUACUUUUGAUCAGCGGCCUUCUUUUAGGGGUAAAUACGUUGUGUUUUAUAUAUCAUCAUGGUCCUCCUGACCUCAAUCCUGACACCCAUUGUAGCAAAAGCGGUAUACACCAAAGAAGGCGAUCCUCGAAUCCGAAGUAAUCUGUGCGCAUACGUUAGUACAAGUUUGACCCGCAGAAAAAUGCCCGUAAAUUCUGGCCAUGCAACAAUUGCAGCUUGAAGUUUCGAAAUUUUUCUUGAUCUGGUAAUAUCACGCAAAAAAUCCAACGUGGUCGUCCAUCAUAGAUCUUUGUUCAAUUUAACAAAAUGAGGUUAUUGUAUAAAAAUGUAAAACUUUGCAGGAGGGUUAGAAAAAGUUCUGUUUUACAGAUUUGGGAAAAUAUACUUAAUCAAAAAAAGAGCUUGCUAUAUCCAAAAGUCUAAUAAAACGAGGAAAACAAAUUCUAAAAUAAACUUGAGAAAAACACAGCUAGUAUACACCAAAUUCGAUGAAGUAUGGGCCAAAAAAAAUAAAUUUAUAUAAAGGAACAAGGGUCAUUACCAGAGCGGAGAACAAAGAACUGACACAUACCAAAAUCCUAAGGUAUAUAUUAACAUAUUAACGCUCUCAAAAUGAUAUUAAAAAUCCGGUGACUUGCUAAAAGUAGUAGUUUCUAGAACCUGUUAGUAUGUCCUGUGUAAACUGAAGGAUAAUUAAUUGGUUACCCAUGUACAAUAAUCUUAUUCCUUUAGGUUUGUACAAGCAGUGGGAAGUGUCAUUGUCAAGGGAACUUUGAUCCAGAUACCUUUUGUCGCACUGGUAAUAAAAAUGACUGAAGGAAUAUUCAUCGCUCAAUUCGCACGGAAAUUUGAAUGAUCAGGCGUCUAAAUUUUCGCACACUAGUUUUCAACCGGUUGAAAAUCCAUCCGCUGGGCGAGUGCCGUGGUCGCGCGUUGGAAUGUAACCUUAGUCCAGCCUUAAAAUGAAAACAAAGCAAGUAAAGAGGACCUUUAUCUUCCUCUUCUGUCUUCUUGUCACGAUAAGUUCUCCUCUUACGCCAAAAUUGCGCUUGUUUCUGACAGUCGGCUGGUUUAAGCAACUAUAGAAACAUUUUAUUUAGUUCUUGAUUCAUUCUUACUUCCCUUUAGUCGUGAACCUUUUUGUACAGGUAAAUGCCAUUUACAAACACUCAUACUAGAGAGCUUCAGAUUCUGACACGAGGACGACCACGAAUACCAGAUUUUCCCAAUACUGAGUAUUUCUCACGCGUGAGCUAGCGUCAUUUUGGCGGGAAAACGUGAUAGCCGUCGUCAUUCUACUACGAGUUGCGGCGAGAAUGUCGUAGUGCCGGAAAGAAGUUAUCAAAUUUAAGAAGUUUUAUUUCCGAGAAAGCGCUUAACCUCCUUCAGUAUAAAUACCCGUACUAACGUUUUUGGUAAAAAAAAAAGUAAAAUGAAGCUUUCCGGGUGUCUUUUUUUGAGAACAUGCGUAAAAACUUUAAGUUAAAUCUCGUAGUCGUACUCGUUCUCGUCAGCUCUCUUUUAGUUACAGUUAACCAGAAUAGAUGCUUUGGCGACUAUCAUUAGAAUCGACCCAAUCCGCCACCAUCAUGGUUCAUUGUCCAGUUAACGAAUAGAAAUUUCAAAGAAGAGAGUACAUUUCAGCGUUUCUGCAUCUAUGGCUCAUGAAGUGUUUCAUGUAAUUCUGAUUUAUUUAUUUGUUUUGGGAUUUAAGCGAAACAAGCCCGCUCGGGCGAAUGGGGUCAAUGGUCUGAAUGGACGAACUGUACACGAAUUUGUGGACGAGGAACGCGUAAAAGGCAUCGCUUUUGUAACAAUCCAGCACCAUCCAAUGGAGGACAAAACUGUGUUGGGAACAGAUUAGAGAAAGAGGCCUGUAAUGGUGAUAAAUGUCCAGGUAAACCAUAGUGAGAGGUUACAUGAUCACUUAUUAUGCAUAAUAAAAUAUUCGAGCAGAUAACAAAUCAUGCAGUUUGAGGAAGAACUUCUCGGCUUUCCGUCGAGUAGAUUGUCUAUUUCGAUUGUCUAUUUCUUCUUCUUAAUCUGGUUUUGUUUAUAGCUUUUUACAUCUUCUUAUAGCAGUAAAAAAAACUUUUAGCUACUCUUUUCAGACACAAUCUUGCAAAGAGUUCAUAUACAAAAGCUUGAGAAUACGUAUGUCCACUCGCCAUGACAAACUUUAUCAACAAAUACAUACGGGCAUGCCAAAGCAAAAUUAUUCAGCUUUUUUUUUUUCCUUUUUUUUUUUGGCUGUCUAUAUGAAACGUUUUUAAUUCUUAUUAUAAUAACUGCUUCAGAUUAACGAAUCAAACGAUAAAGUUUGUCAUAACGAUUUAAAGGAGAAUUCCAGUCUAUAAUUUCAGUCAAUCGAUUGUGGUAAAUUGUGACCAUUAAUCUUUCAGGCUUUUCCGUUCGAUACUCAUUUUAAUAUUAUUUCAGUCCUGGAAUAUCCUAAGUGUCCCAGUACAGACACAAAGAAUAGCUGAAAGAAUUUUUAUGUUACGAUUGCUUUAGAGGUUCAUUCUUGUCAGCACCUCUUUUCUCUUGGGAAGCAAACUGGUGUACAGUUUCCAGACGGAGUGUAUACGAUCAAUCCUGACGGGAAAGGAACCGUGGACACUUACUGCGACAUGUCACGUGAUGGUGGUGGGUGGACACUAUUGGUUACAAGUCACACCAACACGUGGACAGCUAGUGACGUCAGGAAAAGGAACCACAAUCGACCAACGCUGAACGGAGAUUUCUCGAUCUUGUAUAAGGCAGAUGACAUCAAGGACAGUGUUAAUGUUAAAGGGAAUUGGUUCGAGUAUCGAAUCGAAGCCAACGAAAGAGGUAAAUACUGCAACACAUCACGUCGACUCGAGAGCUAGGCCAUUUUUGGCAAACGGUAAAUGACACGGGCUUCUCACAUUAUAUUCUUGGAUUCCUGCUAGCAUGGUUUUCAAGUUGAUCUUGUGCAUGUCAAAGAAUUGAAAAUACAUGGUGUGGAGUUAACUAGUAGCGCUUCAAGUCUUCUGUGCGCGGGGAUAUUAAUGAAAAAUAUUUUUCUCGCAUAAAGGUCGUUGGGGUGGAAUCUGGCGGGCUCCCAGAGAUUAUACCUUCCUUGCUAGAAACAACAAGCAGACAAAUGUGGAUUUGGCGAAGAAAUUUGACAGAUGGAAAUAUGACGAUUAUGGGAUAGAAAGGCGCAUGCCCUGGAUAUCGGGUGCCAAACUUACGACGUCACGCAACGCUACUGGAGAUCGCCAAUGGGGAACUUUGAUUGGUAAGUGAAUGACGCCGUAGGUAUUUUAGUUCAAGAUAGGGAAAUGACCCCGUCACUACUGAUCCGCUACAAACCCGCUUGGCGUUUACAAUAAGAAACUUCUGUGGAAUAUCAAACUUAAGUUCCUUUGGCCUUCCUUUCUUUACAGGCGUAGUGGAGUUUUCGGGGAUUGGAAACAAUCUUCUAUACUCAAAACAACUUGUCAUUACUAUUGAUAAUGUUUUCUUUUGAUUGAUAUGCUCAUAGCAAACUCCAGAAUUUUUUACCCGGCACCUUGGUUAGAUGGUAAUGAUCUUGAGCAACACCCAGUAAACAUCUGGUAUUGGGUUAGAGAACAAUUCAGUCUACCGAGGUCAUGCAUGGACAUUCAGUUAAGAGGAGUACAUCCCCCAAAAGGUAUGCCAACAUCAGGGAAUUCUUAGCUGUUAAGAUCCUCUCUUUUUGAUAAAGAACGCCGAUCACGUUGACUGGCGUUGACGUGGAAUGCAUUAUUUCUAGCCUUGUAUGGUCAAAUACAACGUCCAUUUACGUGGGAAAUUUAUAGCACUUAACAAUCGAGGGGAAAUUUAUUGUAAAACACUUAACAGUCGUGAGACUGGGUGCAUAACAUUAGCCCGGUGAGUAAUGAUCAUGGUAUUUGAAUCAACUGAUUCUCAUAAAAUAGUGGAGGCAAGAUUACAUUUUUAAUUUAAUUUCUGACCAUUUUGGUGAAAGUUACGCACAACCCCAUACAUUUAUUAUGUAUUCAUGUUUAAUUUCGGAAACAAUAAAUAGAGGAUAUUGCACGGUGGCGCGAAGAUAUGAAUUUUAUUUUCGAGUGGCAAAACAAUAUUUUACGAACGAGCGCAGCGAGUGAGUAAAAUAUUGUUUUUGCCACGAGAAAAUAAAAUUCAUAUCUUCAAGCCCCCGUGUAAUGUUCUUUUUAUUAUAUAGACAAAAAGACAUCGAUAAAAUAAUACAGGGAAAUGACCGAAAUUACGUCAUCGAUAAACUCACGUGUGAGAUUAUGGAAAAUAAACCACUAGGGUCCCGGAUCUGCCGGAUGUAGUUUUUAUGAAUUUUACGAGUGGUAUAUUUUCCAGUAAAACACUCGUGUGUAUAUAAUAAUAUUAGCUAUUUGCUGCAUGCAUAAUAAAUAUAUGGACUUAAACGGAAAUCUUGCCACCACUUUUUUUUAUGCAUUGAACAUAUUGAGGGGAGUGACCCAAGCCAACAUGAAAGCGUUGAGUGCUGGUUCGUAUAAGAACUUAUUUUUCGUACUUUUUAUUUACCUUUGUUCUCUUUUCUGUUAACAGACGGUAUCCACAUUAUAUUUCCUCGUAACCAGCGACUGCAGACAUUCUGCAAAUUUAGUGAACAUGGGGGAGCAUGGACGCUUGUGUUGACCAGUGCAAGUGAUAGCGGAUGGACCAGGGAAAAUGUGAAGUUCAGAAACACUGAAAGACCAUCAUUGACCUCUGACUACUCCAUAUUGGGAGUAGUAGAUAAGAUAACAAAGAUGGAACACUUCCAGGUGAGAGGAUGUAACUCAUGUCAUGGGUCCACAAUAAGUUUCUCGGGAUUUCCCUUACUUGAAGGCCAGGAUUCGGGAUUUUAAGGCAAAAUAGGGGUGAGAUUCGGGAUUGAAAGUACAAGCAGGGUACGGGAUGCCAAAAAUAACCAUCGGAAUUAAGGGAAUUAGCGAAAAUUUGUGUGGGGAUGAGGGCAUUGAACAAGCUUAUUGGGAACCCUCUCAUAUAACUCAUUGCUAUUACCAGCUAGGUUUUCUUAUUUCCGAGUUGGUAAAUUAUUUCCAUCUAGGGAAAAAGACAGAAAUACCAUUUAAAAGGGAAUAUGUGUUUUGUUUUCCUUAAAGAAAGAAAGGUGAUAUUUUCGUCAAUUCACGAGCCGUUCGGACAGCGAAAAAAGUCAAGCGACGGAAUUCAAAGUGAUUACCCUCGGCCUUCCUCGCCCCCCACAAAAAUAAAACAGAGACAUUGUUCUGAUCUUACUUUUCUUCAUCAUCAUAAUUGCCCCUUUUUUCUUCUCAUGAACGUUGGUCUAUUAUGAUUAUCUUUUUUUCUUCAUUGCAGUAUCGUAUUAAAGAAGAAAGUCGAAAACCCUGGGAAGGGGUUUGGACAGCGAAGACUGGCUGUUCGUUUAUUUCUAGUCGAUUAGGACAGUCGUGCGUGGAGAAUGUACACCAGCAAGGAAAUUGGAAUACAAGCAAGCAGGCUAAAUCAAGCAAACGAAUUCCGCAUUUAACAAAUUUGGGAAAGGUAAUAUUGACAAUAGCUGUGGAUGAUACAGAGUUGAAUGGUGCGAUUGUAGUGGAUUCAGCAAAAGGAGUUAAUCGAACAAGAGCUAAAGUGAUUACAGUGUGGUUACGUGAAGGGACCUGGUAAGAUGUAGAUGCGUUUUAAACAACGUUGAACACUUUUGUUGAAAUUUUCCUGAUAGAUCUAGGUACAUCUGUAUGACUAGGGUCAUAAUUAUCACAUAACAUUCAUCGGUGCUUUAGUAAUAGACGAAAAUUAUUUUUAUAAGUUUAAUUUCAAAGAAAAGAAGAAAGAAUUUGUGAGAGGAGUCCCUGUGUCAUGUAGCAACGCGCUGCUAGGAAGCUGAAAGCCAAUUGGUUUGCUACCCAAACCGGAAAACAAUGGAAAACAAUGGUAAAAAAAUGAAUCACCAUUGUUUAAAAGAACGAAUCAGGAAAGACCUUACGAGCAGCUCCCACAUUGGCGGCCCCUGUUGCCAUUCGUUUGGGAUUAUGAAAUUUUCUUUAAAUCAUCGUUAUUUGGAUCAUUACUAAUGGCCUUGUCUCUAUCACAUUUUUACUAUGAUUGUCAUUAUUAUCAUUUUUUCUUUAAUUUCAAAUACUAAUUAAACACACGAAAGAAUACUGCUCCUUGUGUAAAAAAAAGGUUAUCUCUCUUAAAUCAUUAAUUCAACAGGAGAUCGUGCAACGACAUUAAAAUGAAAAGAGGAGGGAUUAAGGCUCAACUGGAAGAUGGAAUUUACAUGAUUCGCAAAAACGCUCACGAGUAUUUGCCAGUUUACUGCGAUAUGACGUCAGAGUCAGGAGGGUACACUUUGUUAGUCACUAGCGCUUCAAGUGGGUGGAGCAAGAACGAGGUCAAAUUCAAGAAUACAACGAGACCAUCAAUAACACGAGACUACUCCAUAUUAGGUUAUGCUGACCAAAUUAAGGCCUUGAGUGGCGGGAAUACAUUCAAGUAUAGGUUAGAAGCGAACACAAGAGGACACUGGGGCGGGGUUUGGACAGCUCCUAUUAAAUACAGGUAAUUAGACACUUAGGGACUGUUUACAUGGAGUUGGGGGUUACCCUGCCUGUCCAUAUGAUCUCCCUUAAGGUAACCUCACCUAUCAUGUAAACGUGAUAAAAUUGAAAUUAUAGAUUAAAUGAACAGGUUGUUUACCCCACCCAAGCGGGUUGCCUCACCUACCUGGAGCCCCUCCCCCACCACCAAGUAAACUGGCCCUUAGUAAGGUUGUUUUCGCAGCAAGGUUACUUUAAAUAAAUUAAGUUGUAAGGAGAGUUCAUCUUUUCCAUUAUUCAAUUCAACCAACCUACCGAAAAACGUUCAGUUACCCCAGCGUCGUUCCAGAGUCGUUACGUACCCAUUAUUCCGACUUGUAUUUUAGUAAUCAGUUGCGAAUUACUUGCAACUCGUGUUAAAUCAAUGAGCAUGAGUAUCGGUAUAUCGUAAUACGUAACUGAGUACCUUUCUUUCUGAUUUUCCUAACUAACAAGAGAAAAUAACGGGAUAGAGAGGUUUUUAGAGGUUGUAAUGUAAACGGAAGCCUAAUUCCUAGGCUGUUUGCAAAUUUUAAUCGGUUGGUUGAAACGUCAUUAAUUCCGCGCACGACUUCCUCGAUGCAAACAAUAGCGACACACCAAGAAAACAUUGAAUAAACGUUUGCGGACAUCUCUGGGAACCAACUUUCGAUUGAUUUUAAGCGUUUAAAUGGUCUGAAAAUAACUUUGAUUAAAUUCAUAUAUCCCAAUGGCUAGACUGGGCGUUUCCUUCUCUCACCUUUUCAGGGACGGAUCUAGGGGAGGGUGCAGGGUGCAUGGGGUGUGCAUCCCUCACCCCCCUGAGAUAACCUGUGGCUUUCUGAUACCACUGGUAUUGUGUAUUAAAAUUCAUUUACGUCACCAGUCAGUUACGCAAUUACUUAGCUGGUGUAUCCCCACAUAAGAAAAAUCCUGGAUCCGCCCCUUUUUUUAUUAUCUCUUGUAAUCAUUUGGAGCAUUGUUUUAAUUUGCCUUUUUCUAUUAGCUUUGUCAAUGAGAACAAUCAACAAACAAACGUAACCUUGGUGAAGAAAUUUAACGACUGGCGGUAUGACUGGCGAGAUUCUCUGGAAAAGCGCAUGCCCUGGUUGGGUGCGAGGCAGAGCUUAUUGACGACAUCAACUCACUCGGAUUAUUCCGAUUGGGGAUCGAUUAUUUCCGAGAAAAAGUCGAGCAACCCGGCACCCUGGAUCUAUGGUUCAAUGCCCAGCCCUGGCGUGAUCUGGUAUUGGAUAAACGAGGACGACUGCGAUGCAAGUCGAAAUCCUGGUACUUGAUUAGCAAUAACGUCAAUUAUAUAAAAGCUUGAGAUGAAGCUUGCUGGGAUCCAGCACAGUCACAUAAUGUUCGACUUUAAACUACUCCGUGUUUAAACGAAAAUAAACAAUCAAUUAAUUAAAUUCCAUAAAAAAAAAUUCAAAGUGAUUUUGAUCGCAAAAAUUGAGAACGCAAGCUUUUUUGAAAGUUUCUUUUAGUACAUUGCUCUUUUUCCCUGAAACGUAAGCUAGUGCAAAAUCGUUCUGAAUUAGAUUUAUAUCCUACGCCCGCAUAUCACACUUUCUUAACGGUACGUUUUGUUUCAAUUUUGUUUUGCCUUGGUCUUCUUCUCUUAGCCUUUAGGAUCGGAUUUCUGUUAUUCAGGUUUCUUCAUCGGUUUCUGUAUUUUCUUUUUCUAUUUUCAAUUUUUUAUUUUAUUUUUAAAUUUUCCAGAUUUCUUUCAGCGAUCCGCCUUUAAAACUGAUUGCAUCGUAGACUUGUAGUCGCCGUUCAAUUUUUAGUUGGCGGGUACGGAUAGCCAUGGAAGAAUUGAUUCUUGUCUGACUAGCGGUACUCAUUAAUGCAAAACAGAAGGUUUAUUAUUUUGCCUCUUUAUGCAUGUAGUAAAUGGUGGAUUAUCAGAAUGGACAACUUGGACAGGCUGUAGUCAGAUGUGUGUCCAAGGCCAUCAAACACGGCGCAGACUAUGCAAUAAUCCACCACCCAGAUGUGGUGGGCAUCCCUGUGGUGGGAUGGUUGCCAAGGAGGAAAGGCAAUGCUUCGUUUGCCCAAGUAAGUUGCUUCUAUUAGCACUCUCAUAAGAAACACAAGUCUAGAGCAAUUAGCAGUUGGCCAUGGGACAAUAUACCAGGUUGGGAGGAGGACAGCGGAUCUAAAACUUCCGCCUCCCGCACUUUGCAUCUCGGGUUCCCGCCCCUUUUUGGCCUCCUCCCUUUAUUUUAGCGUGAUUUCUCCCACUUGAUACCCUUUUAAAUCUUCCACUUCCUGCUGUUUCAUUCCCCACACCCCUUAUCCUUCGAUCCCCCUAUUCUCCGUAUUCUCCCCUUUACGACUUACUUCUUUUGGCCCUUUUUGAAGAAAUCGUAACAUUGGCUGGACAAGAUGGCUGGACAUGGUUGAUUCCAAACCCUUUAAUUCAUUUUGCGAAAGAGUAAAAUCUACCUAAUUAUUAACUUUAAUUAAUUAUGAUUAUUUCAGUAAAUAUGCGCCUACUAUGCACAAUUUUAGCCAAAGUCCGACAGGAAAUAUAUCUUUUAAAAUUUUAACUUUUUAGCAGCUCAGUGGCCACAUAUAGGGUUGCUAUAUCGCCAACUAAUUGCUUGCUGCUAAUUUGGAAUUAACCUACAUUCUGUUAUUAUUAAUUUUUUCUUUUCAUUUUCUAGAAAGUCCAAUUCUAGCCCAUGGUGACCUUUGUCUUCAGCCUGAGAAUGGUGAAUGCAAUCCAAUUGACAAUACACGACUGGUUUAUAUCCGAGACACACCUCAAUGUUCCAAAAACUAUAUGGUAUUUACUUAUCAUGACGAUGUUCUAACACAUCAGUGCAGUGGGAAGAAAGUGUGCCCUCAGGGUAUGUACACUUAAGUGUGAUCAUUUUGCGGUCGAAAACAAAAUGCAAAGAUAGAAAAAAGACGAUUUGACUUUUAAAAAUAGUGUUGAUGAGUUCAUAGCAACUUGCAUUUUCCAUGUUCGGACUGUCCGUUGUUACACCCAAAAAUAGAAGGUCUUCGGGGUUACAAAUCUUCGAGACCGGUAGCUGAGGGUCUUUUACCAAGAUACUGAGUAGUGAGCUCUAUCCAAGCUGAGGGUUACGGUUUCCACUUGAUUCUCCAUUCCAAGCCUGUCAGUGGAACUUUAAUUCCAGAUUCCAAUCGUUAGCAGGAUUCUGGAUUCCUUGAGUUGAUAAAUUACGGAUUCCAAAGCCCAGGAUUCCGGAUCUCACAAGCAAAAUUUUCCCGGAUUCUGGGGCGAAAAGGGUUUAUAGGACAUUGGUUUUCAACAACAAUAAAAAGUUAUAAUCAUAAUUUAUAUUUUUUUUCUUUAUAGGAACAGGCACGUGGCAAACACCGUUGGUCAUUUCCAGCGCUUGCCAGAUUGAAGAGUCCAAGUUCCAGUGGUAUGAAUUUUAAAAUUUACUUAUCAAUGUCAGACGGACACAAAGGGAAGGGUUAUAUGCAAGCAUAAAUAUGAUAAAUAAUUUGUUUAUGAUAGCUAACGAAACGGUUUUAAUUAUUCAGUUAACCCAUUUUUUUUUUUUUUUUUUUUGGGUGUGUGUGUGUGAUUCUCGAAGAUUUACGUUUCUUUAUCUGACUUAGUCAUACAGCUCCUUGUUGUAGAACGUGGUGAGUUUUACCGUUGUUGUUCAAUUUACCCCCAGGACUUCUUAUAAAACCUUAAAACACAAAUCGUCCGGGUUCUGUGUGCAUCCUUUAUCCGGGACACCAAAGAGCGGAACUUCCGCCAUUCUGUGGCAGGAUGAUUGUAAUGAAGAUAGACUCCAGCUGGAUCUAUUCAAGUUGCCAGGUUGGUGCAAGAAUAUGGAUAUUAUCUUGUUUUAUUGCAAAUGUAAACACCAAUACAAUAUCAGGUGUGCUUUCGUACGGAAACAUGACCUUAAAACACGCGAUAGAACAUGUUAAAAGGGUUGGUAUUUCAUUAGUGUUUAUGAAGAGCCCCUGAGAUAUGGGAUAUUACAUGGUCUGAGGCAGAUACCGGAAAUUAAGGAGUAUCUUCACCUGGCUGCAGACAUUUUGUAAAAUGAUAAGGAGAUGGAUGAAAGGAUAGGGAAUCUGUCAUUCGGGUAUGUGAAGCUGAGUCAAAAGUGGCAUAUAUAGUGGUAAGGGGUUGGAACUCUGAGCGAAACCUUGCCCUGUAAAACUGUUGUGUACCUACCUUAUGGAGAAUCUUGGAGGUGUUGGUUGGAUGUUACCUUCUUACGUUUUUUGACCGAUUGAGGAAAAGGCGAUAUUAUUUGCGUCAUACUGAUCUUCUACAAAAGUUAAAUUUUUGGUAUAAUGGACUGCAUCAUACAUCAUCAUUCCCAGAGGCCAAGAAACAACGUUACAAUGUCUUCAGUCAGAGAAACAACCUAGAAUUCUGAGAAUUUCCCUUGUGUCAUGAUUAAUCCUUUCUUUGCAGUAUUUCAAAGUCCAAUACAAGCUUUUAAUGGCUUCUGUCUCCAACCUGCAAGCUCAAACUGUGAUCCAGCAGAUAACACUCGACUUGUUUAUCACAAAGCAGCUCGAUGCAAGAACAACUACAUGUUUUUCACUUACAAGAACGAAGUUCUAAUCCAUACUUGCAGUGGCAAGAGAGUUUGUCCACAGGGUAAGUACGCCUUUCAAGACUGCUCGCAGUCUUGAAAGGGCGGUAUGAGAUAUGGUAGAAUGCGAGCACACGCGAGUGGCAAACGGCGAAGCCGCGAGAAACAAGGGCUGAGCCCUAGCGAAGAAAAUCUCUCCUCCUUUUUGCUGCCACGCGAGCGAGCCUGAAGCGAGUGGGCAAGGCAGCAGACCUAAUCUGUACAAGGACAAAUAUUUUUGAUUUCUACCUACGAUGCAUCUGCAUGGAUUUUUAACCACAAUGCACAGGAUUUUUACCACAAUCCCAAAGCACGCCCACUGCCGACCUCGGCUGGCGUUUUGUUGCAUGAAGUUCUCUUUUAAUGUGUCGGUAAUGAAUUUCUCUUUCAUGGCAUAUAUUAGCCAAGAUUUCUUCACACAGCCCGGCCGGUGUUUACCUUCACGUGUGUUUGCGUUCUUUGAACAUCGUGAUAUUUUAAAAAGUCCUUUUGAUUAUCUUCUACACCCGUGGUUUUCUUAAACCAUCGUUUCUAGUUUCUAGAAGAUAAUUUUCGAAUAAACCAGAGUAAAACCUCUAACGACUUGGGUAACAAAUUGCGUCACAAACGCUACACAUUAAGUAUUCUAUGUGCGCUAGGAUGAACGCGAGAUUAAUGCAAACGUAAUUUGAAGAUAAAAUUGAAACCAGGGAACACUCUUUCACCUAUUAGGUACUCUGGUUACCACCGUUAGUUUUCGAUAUUUUACUUUAAGGAAAAAAGGGCGAUCGCUCGAGGUUUAAUUGCUAACAAUAAGGCAGUUUUUUGUCGUACACCCCUACUCGACUGUUUAUUGUAUUAUGUAACGUCCCGCAAACACGCAUAGGUACCGAAAUCUGGGAAAUCCAGAACAGAACACCUAUGAUGACAUAUAGAGCCUAGUUUUCAUCUUGGCCAUAUUUUUUUUGUGUGUAUUUCCAAAGGUCAACGUCACUAUGUUAUCUUGCCCCUCCCCCAUGAGUCUAAGCCGAACAGAUGCUGUCGAAAAUUUUGGGAAAAACUUCUUCGUUUUUUCCCUUGCUGUUGAUAAAAAGAGUGUUUGAUAUUUUGAUUACAAUAUAGUUUCUAUCUAUUAUGUGAGGAAAUCAGACAGAAUAAAACGUCAACAAAACAUUUCGAAGACUGGUAAAAUGACUUCAAUAACUGAAAUGCUUUUCUUUCUUUCAGAUGCAACGCCAACUUGGGAAACGCCCCUGGUUAUUUCCAGUAGAUGUUCAACCGAUGCGUCCAAGUUUCAAAGGUGACACUAAAUUAAAAUUUGAAAUAAAUGUUCGCGAGGGAAACAGAUAAUUUGGUUUUCAUUCAGUGUUGAUACAAGUUCAACAAAAAUGAAAGAAUAGUUUAAAAUAUUUUUAAAAAUUUGAAACUUUUGGCUGGAAAUUGUCAGACGCCACAUGACGUUAAAAAUGGGCGCUUGGCGAAAAAUCCUGUCAUCUCAAACAAAAAUGAGGAUGUUUCGUUCCUUCUACACUUUAGAGUAUGCUGCUGUUUGAACAGCUUUGAUUUGCCGUUGGUAACAGCUAUUUUAUCCACUAAAGACAUCAGUUUUGCAUGUUGCUGGAUCAGAAGAGACUUUUGGCAGGAAAUUGUAAGACGCCAUGUGACGACAAGCUAGCCAAUGAAAAUGCGCGCUUGGCGAAAAAUCCUGUUAUCUUAAAAAAAAAACAAUGGAAAAUUUUUCGUUCCCUUUUUCCGUGGUUGUUUCACGCUGAUGAGUCGUCUGUCCAUACCUGCCGUUGCCCAGGUGAUAUUGCUGUGCGCAUGCGUAAACUUUUGGCCAAGACGGGCAUUGCUUUUCUUCCAUGUCACUUCCGUUAACCCUUUAAGCCGCAAUAUGCGCAUCCACGCUUAUGUCUUGUGCUUUGAAUGAUCUCUGUCCUUUAGAACUUUCCACAAGACCUUAAUACACACAGUAUCAGGAUUCUGUGUGCAUCCAUACGGUGGACCACCUAAGGAAGGAAUUCACGCCAUCUUGUGGAAAGAUAACUGUAACGAAAAGAGGCUUCAGCUGGAUCUCUCCAUGUUGCGAGGUCAGUAG